AGGACAUCAUAGAACUAGCUGGUCCCAAGCGAAUGGAUAAAUGAGCUGGAGGCAGGGAUGAAGUUUGAGAACCUCCUGGCAGAAGCUGGUGGCUUCGGUCGGUUUCAGGUCAUAGUGCUCUCCAUCGUCUUCGUUUCUCGCUUCACCCUGCCCUGCCACUUCCUGGUGCAAAACUUCAUCGCUGCCGUGCCGCCCCACCACUGCGACAUCAAUUUCCUGGAUGAUGGGGAAUUCUUUGAGAACUUCACUCAGGAGCAGAGGAUGAUCGUCUCUAUUCCGGCUGAGGAAGAUGGCAGUCUAAGUUCCUGCCAGAUGUUCUCACAGCCCCAGUUCCAUCUCCUGCAUGAAGUCACCAACGCUACAGCAGAACCGGCUGUUCCGUGUCAGAAUGGAUGGGUCUAUGACACCAGCACCUUUGCUUCCACCAUAGCGACUGAGUGGGACUUGAUCUGUGACCAAAGAAAGCUGAACAAAGUGACAGCCACCAUCUUCUUCAUUGGGGUGAUGAUUGGAGCUGUGCUCUUCGGCAGCCUCAGUGACAGGUACGGCCGGAAGAGGAUGAUGCUGCUCUCCUACGUGUUGGGCAUGGCCUUCGGCUUGGCCAGCGCCUUCUCCAGCUCCUUCGUGAUGUUUGCCAUCCUGAGGUUUUUCACAGGUCUCGGAAUCACGGGAAUCAGCAUCAUCUCCACGGUUCUGAGUGUGGAGUGGGUGAGCAUCGAACACAGACGAGUGGUGGGUGUGUUGGACAGCCUGGCCUGGACAUUCGGCUCCAUCAUGCUGGCCUGCAUCGCUUACCUUGUGAAUGACUGGCGCUGGCUAAUCGUCGCCAUCACAUCCCCGUUAGCGGUGGCUAUCGUAUCCUGGAGGUGGCUACCGGAGUCCGCUAGGUGGCUAAUAGCUACAGGAAGGGUGCAAAAUGCUCACUACUACCUCACAAGGUGCGCCAAAAUGAACGCAAGUGAUGGUUUUGCAUCUAAGAUUAAGCCAGAGGACCUUUCUACUGUAGUUGUGGUGGAGAAAGGAAAGAAGACUUACAGCUAUCUGGAUCUUGUGAGAACCCCCAAGAUGAGGAGACUUGCUCUGAAAACAGGACUAGUAUGUGAAUCUGUUCUCUACAGGUUUGGCAUUGCCUCCACUUUCUACGGGAUCAGCCUCAACCUUGCCGGAUUCGGUCUUAACAUCUACCUAACCCAGUUCAUCUACGCGCUCGUAGAGGUCCCGACUAAGCUACUGGUUUAUUACCUUUUGGAAAGAAUCGGGAGAAGAUACACUGAAGCUGGUGCUUUGCUGUUGGCGGGGAUCUGUCUUGCUGUUAACGUAUUUAUUCCUAAAGAUAAGUGGAUCUUUCGGUCGAUCAUUGCGGUGCUGGGAAAGGCGGGUUCCUCAGCCUCCUUUACGACAAUCUUCCUGUACACCUCCGAGCUGUAUCCCACGGUUGUGAGACAAAACGGCCUGGGCUACAACUCCUUCCUGGCCCGCCUGGGCGUGUCCAUCGCUCCACUCAUCAUGUUAUUGGAUGAGGUGUGGAAGCCCCUCCCCCAGAUUAUCUUAUGCGUCAUAGCUAUAGCCUCUGGCCUGACAGCAAGGUGUCUCCCAGAGACCAUGAACAGGCGCCUACCAGAGACCAUAGAAGAUAUCGAGCAAACAAGCUUUCUUACAUCUCAGCGAGAAGCCUACUGGCUCCCCGGUGCCUAAUGACGACCUAGAGAGCGCUGAGGGGAGAUGAAUCAUAGAAACAACUGGGGCUCGUUUACGGAGGGUGUACCGUCAUCUCUGCCUGGACAACGGCGGAAAUAAAUGCGUUUGUAACAAACAAUGCUAAUCCAAGACAGAGCUGCUUUCCUCUUUUUAACCAUUGCUUGAAUGCAGAAUUGUAUCUUGAAAAUAUAGGUACAGUAAACGGAAGUGUUCGUAGAAUAAUUCUACGCAGGGUGAAUUUCACAGUUGCUUCACUGUUAUUUUUAGUGUCAUAAUAAUUGCCUGCAGUGUUUAAGCUCCUUCCAUGAAUAUGCAAUGUGAGAUUUGAGUCGAGAUUCACAGAUUGUCAAAGCAUUACUUUAAACACCUGAGGAAUCCUA
This is a messenger RNA of Paramormyrops kingsleyae, 2078 nucleotides long. RefSeq names its product solute carrier family 22 member 7-like. Gene Ontology annotation, molecular function: transmembrane transporter activity. Gene Ontology annotation, cellular component: membrane. The record is from RefSeq and is a predicted model, not a curated record. Lineage: Eukaryota; Metazoa; Chordata; Actinopteri; Osteoglossiformes; Mormyridae. Gene Ontology annotation, biological process: transmembrane transport.